AUGCUAAUCAAUCAAUCUAGUUCUUUUCAUUUCUUACCAUUAAUCGUAUAUUCAUCAAGAAUUGUUCUCUCUCUCUCUCUCUUUCUCUCUCUCUCUUUUUCACUCUCCUUUUGCAAUGUGUCUGUAUCUUUCUUUUUCUCUCUCCCCUUUUCCUAUCUGUCUGUCUAUCUUCUUCUCUCUCUCUCCUUUUUCUAUCUGUCUGUCUCUCUCUUUUUCUUACACGUCUCUCUCUCUCUCUCUCCUUUUCUUAUCUGUUUCGCUUUCUUUCUCUCUCUCCUUUUACUAUCUGUCUGUCUGUCUGUCCAUUCUCCCUCUCUUCCCUUUUCCUAUCUCUCUCUCUCUCUCUUUCCUAUCUGUCUGUCUGUCUGUCUCUUUCUCUCUCUCUCUCUCUCUCUCUCUUCUUUUCCUAUCUGUCUAUCUGUCUCUUUCUCUCUCUCACUCUUCCUAUCUAUCUGUCUGUCUCUUUCUCUCUCUCCCAAUUUCCUAUCUGUCUGUCUCUUUCUCUCUCUCUCUCCCUUCCCUUUUCCCAUCAGUCUCUCUCUCCCCCCCUUCUCCCAUCUGUCUAUCUGUCUCUCUCUCCUUUUCCUAUCUGUCUCUCUAUCUCUUUCUUUCUCUCUCCUCCUUUUCCUAUCUGUUUUUCUCUCCUUUUCCUAUAUUCUCUCUUUUUCCUAUCUGUCUCUCUAUCUCUUUCUUUCUCUCUCCUCCUUUUCCUGUCUGUCUAUCUAUGUCAAUAUCGAGUUGCGCUUUCUUCUUAUUUAUUUUUCUUUAUUUGUUUUUUUUUUCUUUUUCUGGCAUUUUUCUUCCUCUUUUCUUCUUGUUUUUCUUUGCCUUUUCACAUUCCACUUUUUCUUACAUUUCCCUUUCUUCUUCUUCCAUUUCUUCCUCCUCCUCUUCUUCUUCUUCUUCUUCUUCAUCCAUUUGUGGUUACCGUUUUUCUAUCUAAUCUUUGUCGUUCACUUACCCCUCCUCCUACAUACUUUCCUCCAUCCUAUCACUUUCGUAUUUUUCUUCUUGUUUUUCUCUUUCACAUAG
Messenger RNA from Acanthosepion pharaonis, 1032 nucleotides. NCBI's taxonomy places the organism in Eukaryota, Metazoa, Mollusca, Cephalopoda, Sepiida, Sepiidae. The record is from the annotation of a GenBank genome assembly.